Molecule: messenger RNA, 4947 nt
Organism: Cynoglossus semilaevis (tongue sole)
Lineage: Eukaryota; Metazoa; Chordata; Actinopteri; Pleuronectiformes; Cynoglossidae
Product: AP-2 complex subunit beta
Exons: 22
Coding region: 166-3027 (953 amino acids)
Biological process (GO): intracellular protein transport; vesicle-mediated transport
Cellular component (GO): membrane coat; clathrin adaptor complex
Molecular function (GO): clathrin binding
Source: RefSeq, a predicted model, not a curated record
UUCUAUUUUCCGGUUCUCACAAACGCACCAUCACGAUCGAGUCUCCAUCUUUCUCCUCUAACCAGGCUAAGGGACCAACCUACGACUCAAACCCCGCUUCAAGUCUAUACAUUUUGACUCCAGCAUUUUCUGACAGUACAACCUUAAAGAACCAGAACCACAACCAUGACAGACUCCAAAUAUUUCACAACGAACAAAAAGGGGGAAAUCUUUGAACUGAAGGCAGAGCUGAACAAUGAGAAGAAGGAGAAGAGAAAAGAGGCGGUGAAGAAAGUCAUCGCAGCCAUGACUGUUGGCAAGGACGUUAGUUCUUUGUUCCCAGAUGUGGUGAACUGCAUGCAGACGGAUAACUUGGAGCUGAAAAAGUUAGUGUACCUCUACUUGAUGAACUAUGCUAAAAGCCAGCCUGACAUGGCCAUCAUGGCUGUCAACAGCUUUGUCAAGGACUGUGAAGACCCUAACCCACUCAUCAGGGCUUUAGCUGUCCGGACCAUGGGCUGCAUCCGUGUCGACAAGAUCACUGAGUAUCUGUGUGAGCCUCUUAGGAAGUGUUUGAAAGAUGAAGACCCAUAUGUGAGAAAAACUGCAGCUGUCUGUGUGGCAAAACUUCAUGACAUCAAUGCCCAGAUGGUGGAGGAUCAAGGCUUCCUGGACUCCCUGAGAGAUCUAAUUGCUGACUCUAAUCCAAUGGUUGUAGCCAAUGCAGUGGCAGCUCUGUCAGAGAUCAGUGAGUCUCACCCCAACAGCAACCUGCUGGAUCUCAAUCCCCAGAACAUCAACAAACUGUUAACAGCCCUUAAUGAGUGCACAGAGUGGGGGCAGAUCUUUAUUCUGGACUGCCUGUCCAACUAUAACCCUAAGGAUGAGCGUGAGGCCCAAAGCAUCUGUGAGCGUGUUACUCCUCGACUGUCUCAUGCUAACUCAGCAGUGGUGCUGUCGGCUGUCAAGGUUCUAAUGAAGUUCUUAGAGCUGCUGCCUAAGGACUCUGAUUACUACAACACUUUGCUGAAGAAAUUAUCUCCACCGCUGGUCACCUUGCUCUCUGGAGAGCCAGAGGUCCAGUAUGUGGCUCUAAGGAACAUCAACCUCAUUGUACAGAAACGGCCGGAGAUCCUGAAGCAGGAGAUAAAGGUGUUCUUUGUCAAGUACAAUGAUCCAAUCUAUGUGAAACUUGAGAAACUGGACAUCAUGAUCCGCUUGGCCUCUCAAGCCAACAUUGCUCAGGUGCUGGCUGAACUGAAGGAAUAUGCCACAGAGGUGGAUGUUGACUUUGUGCGUAAAGCUGUACGAGCUAUUGGACGUUGUGCCAUCAAAGUAGAACAAUCGGCCGAGCGCUGUGUGAGCACCCUGCUGGAUCUGAUCCAGACCAAGGUGAACUAUGUGGUCCAGGAGGCCAUUGUGGUCAUCAGAGACAUAUUUCGCAAAUACCCCAACAAGUAUGAAAGCAUCAUCGCCACACUAUGUGAAAACCUGGACUCUCUGGAUGAGCCUGAUGCUCGUGCUGCCAUGAUCUGGAUUGUUGGAGAGUAUGCUGAGAGGAUUGACAACGCUGAUGAGUUGCUGGAGAGCUUCCUUGAGGGCUUCCACGACGAGAGCACUCAGGUCCAGCUCACUUUGCUGACUGCUAUUGUAAAGCUGUUCCUUAAAAAGCCAUCAGAGACUCAGGAGUUGGUGCAACAGGUUCUGAGUCUGGCCACUCAGGACUCUGACAACCCUGACCUCCGCGACAGAGGCUACAUUUAUUGGCGUCUUCUGUCCACGGACCCUGUGACAGCCAAGGAGGUGGUGCUGUCUGAAAAGCCCCUCAUCUCUGAGGAGACGGAUCUGAUCGAGCCCACUCUCCUGGAUGAGCUCAUUUGCCACAUCGGCUCUCUGGCCUCUGUCUACCACAAACCUCCCAGUGCUUUUGUAGAGGGCAGUCACGGAGUCCACCGUAAACACCUUCCUGUUCAGCACAGCAGCAUUGAUACUGGUGAGAGCCCAGUGAGUAGUGCUCCAGCAGCUGCCAUGGACCAGCCACAUGUGAUUCCCAGCCAGGGUGACCUCCUGGGCGACCUGCUCAACCUGGACCUGGGUCCACCUGUCAAUGUCCCCCAGGUAUCGUCAAUGCAAAUGGGUGCAGUGGAUCUUCUGGGAGGAGGUCUGGACAGCUUGCUGGGGGGAGACCUGGGCGGAGGUGUUGGGGGAAGUCCAGCAGUUGGUCAGAACUUCAUCCCGUCUUCUGUCCCCAGUACUUUUGCUCCUUCGCCCACACCAGCACCUCCACCUGCCAGCAGUGGUCUGAACGAUUUAUUUGAGCUUUCUACAGGAAUGGCCACCACUACUGGCAGCUACUUUGCUUCAAAAGCAGUUUGGCUUCCAGCAGUUAAAGCUAAGGGACUAGAGAUUUCUGGAACAUUCUCUCGGCGCCAGGGUCACAUGUACAUGGACAUGACUUUUACAAACAAAGCUCUUCAACAUAUGACUGACUUUGCUGUGCAGUUCAACAAGAACAGCUUUGGGGUCAUUCCCACCAGCCCUCUGCCCGUCCACACUCCUCUGAUGCCCAAUCAGAGUAUUGACAUCUCUUUGCCUCUCAACACUAUUGGGCCAGUCAUGAAGAUGGAUCCACUCAAUAAUCUGCAGGUGGCUGUGAAGAACAGCAUUGACGUCUUCUACUUCAGCGUACUCAUCCCUCUCAACAUAUUCUUUGUUGAAGAUGGAAAAAUGGAGCGACAGGUGUUCCUGGCCACCUGGAAAGACAUUCCCAAUGAGAACGAGCUGCAGUACCAGAUAAAGGAGUGCCAUCUAAAUGCAGACACUGUAUCAGGAAAGCUGCAGAACAACAACAUCUACACCAUUGCCAAGAGGAACGUAGAAGGCCAGGACAUGUUAUACCAGUCCCUAAAGUUGACCAAUGGCAUCUGGAUCUUGGCUGAGCUUCGCAUUCAGCCUGGCAACCCCAAUUACACGCUCUCUCUCAAAUGCAGAGCACCAGAGGUUUCACAGUACGUCUACCAGAUGUACGACUCCGUGCUGAAGAAUUGACCUGCUCUGACACCAACCACUUGGCUUAAUUCACUGCAGUGUUUUAUCUCCUUCUGUCCUCUCCACCUAACUGCCAAAACAAGGGAAAUUAUGACAGAGACUGGAUCAAUUUGGUUUAUAAGGGGCGGGGGAACAAGAGAAAGAGUCAACGCUCAUAUCUUACUGUGCUAUUCUGUGUUGGUCACUGCACUUUCCCUGAUUUUGGCAGUUGAACACAUACUUGUAUCAUCGCUCACUCAUCUCCCUGUUCAGUUUUUUUUUUUUACCUCAGUGAAAGUGUGAUUGCCAUUCCAUUCCUAACUUUGUGUCUUAAUGUUGUAAAGAUAUGACGGUGAACCAACUCCUGUGUGAAAAACAAAGUCUGUCUUAUUCCUGACACUAUUGUUUUAAUUUGAUCCUGAAUGGUUUGGCUUUUUUCAGUUGUUGUUUAUGUUUGAUACUACGCACUGCUCCAAUUGUACAGGCAUCUUAAUAUCAGUGGGAUUUGUUCUUCAGCAGCUUUAACACCAGGGGGCCAAGGCUUAAAGUUAACCCUAAGAACUUGAUCCUUUCCAUUGCAUUAAGACACAUAUUUUAUUAACGUCAAUGCUGCAGCUAGAUUCACAGCAUGAAAUCACCUGCAGUUUUUGCAAAACAAAAUCUGAAUGUUGUCUAUAAAAAAGGUUAAAAAAAAACUUUUAAUGAAAUCCCAAAAAUGCGUUCCUGUGAUUAAGUGAUUACUAAUAUCAGUUCUAAUUCCAGGCACUUUACUGCUGCUUCCCACAUUUACAUCCAUUGGUUCAUUCAAUAAAUCUAACUCUGAUUCUCUUUGAAAGAGUGGAAUUAGGGGAGAAAAAUAUUUAAACAACAAAUAUAUCCUCACCAUAUCCCGUCAUCCACUCAGAAUUUAAUUAAAGUGUAAUUUAAGAAAACAUACAAAUGUCAACGAUGGCAAUUUUCCAAAUCUUUUUACAUUCGUUCUUAUAAAAUACAUUCAUUUUGCUUGAUAAUUUAAUGUGGUGAAACACACUUUAACAUCUUUGUUACCAUCAACUUGUUUGUCAUUACACAGAACCACUAUACAAUCAUGUCAGCUGUGAUGUUUGACCAGCCACCAGUGCCACUCCAUUGUUAACAUCCCUGUUUGCUCAUUUGUUUUUGUGACAGCCUCAUUUACUGCAACCAUGCACUUGUUUAUGACUCCAUUCACCUUAUGUUUGUCAUUCCUAUUUAUUAUGUGCAUCUACCUCUGCAUCGUUAUUGCAGUAGCCCCAGUUCUGUGCUUGAAAUGUGUUUCACAUUUUCUUUUGGUGCCUGUGGUGUUUUUUAUUUUUUUGUGUUCAGUUAAAAUCAGCCAAACCAGUCUCACAGGACUGAGCAUUCCCCCAAAAAAUGCCAAGUUGAUGUUUUAAUACCUUCAUGUCGAUGUAAUGUUGCCACUGAAUGUUCCAUAGAAAUGUAGAGUGCAUACAGAAUCUAACCUAGUUCCUCUAGUAUGAUGUAGUAAAGUGAGGGUGCUGUGUAGCAAAUGAAUUUAAGUCCAAAUGUAUGGUUUUAUCAUGACAUCAAAUAAUGCCUCAUCUCUAUCUGUUUAGUAACAAAAUAGUUUUUUAUUCUGAGAAUAAGGUCUGCUGGUGGCGCUAUUUUUAAAUUACUGAUGUGUGUUUAUGUGCAUGCAUUAACCCACUGUUGAUUGCAUUGCAAAGGUCUGUGGACUUGCCCCAUUUAACACCAUCCCCCCCCUCCACUCCCUGUCACUCCAGGUCCUGACUGUAGUAUCUUGUUUCUAGCAGUUCCACUGAAGGUGGCUUUCCAAAUUAUCCAGAGAGAGCUGUGGUAGACUCCUACAAAUGUACUAUUUCUAGUUAUAUUGUUGUAACCCCAUUGUAAAUGAAUAUUGUCUCAGUACAAAAUCCUUAUGUCAAUAAAACGUCAAAGUCA